Molecule: messenger RNA, 1071 nt
Organism: Ambispora gerdemannii
Lineage: Eukaryota; Fungi; Glomeromycota; Glomeromycetes; Archaeosporales; Ambisporaceae
Source: the annotation of a GenBank genome assembly
AUGAGGUUUGUAAAGAUUUUAACUGCCACAGUGGCACUUUCCCAAUUAUUCUCACUAGUAAGUGCUGUUUGUUCAAAUUUUGGAAAAAACUGUCCACAAGAUGCGCCUUGUUGUAAUAACGGAUGGUGCUCAAAUGAUCCCAAAUUCUGUUCCACUGGUUGUGAGCCAGCAAAUUCAUUUUCGCCUAAAUCCUGUUUUCCCGAACCACCAUGUGUAUCAUUAUACGAUGACUUUUCAAAACCAAGUAUAGUAAAUUGGCAAAAUUUCUCGGGAGAUCCAACGACUGUUAAUUGGACGUCAGACUUUACACCAGAUUAUACAAGUUAUACUUCGGAUGGGUUUGGUUCAACAGUCAGUAGCACAAGAUGGAUGGAAUAUGGAACAGUGACAGCACGCAUUAAGACAGGGUCAACUGCUAAGGGUGUCGUAUCAUCUUUCAUUGGCUCUCAUCAUAAAGUCGGGGCUGAUACUACCGCUGACUUUCACCUCUACACAAUUGAAUGGAUGCCUGAUCAUAUUAGUUGGAUAAUCGAUGGCGUGACUGCACGUACAGCUUAUCAAAAGGACACCUGGGAUUCUACACUCAACCAGUUUAAAUUCCCGUCAAGACCUUCGCGAAUACAAUUUUCAAUGUGGGAUGGUGGUAUGGGCGCUGAAGGUACUGCCAAUUGGGCCGGUUCUCCGACUGAUUGGAGCGACCAAAAUAAAGUAUACAGUAUGUACGUCGAUUGGGUCAACAUCACCUGCUUCUAUAAUGGUAAUUCAUCGACUACAUGGCCACCGGAAGGUUAUGGUCCUCCGAAAAAACCCAAUGGCUCUUCAACCGAUUCAUCGCAAUCUUAUGCUACUCUUGGUGCUGGCCUACCAAAUAGCCUUGCUGCCCCAGGAACAAAUGGUUCACAAAUUACCCCAAACACACCAGAUUAUAGUCAACCAACAUUGCCUAAACUCGUGGCUCCAAUUGCUGCCCUUUGUUCAGUAACUGUGCUUGCUGCUGCUGGUUAUGGUGCAUGGCGAUACCGACGUAGUCGAGGACACAUCAAUGAACCAUAUGUAAAACAAAUGUACUAG